Molecule: messenger RNA, 1629 nt
Organism: Venustampulla echinocandica
Lineage: Eukaryota; Fungi; Ascomycota; Leotiomycetes; Helotiales; Pleuroascaceae
Exons: 1
Coding region: 1-1629 (542 amino acids)
Source: RefSeq, a predicted model, not a curated record
AUGUCGUCAACUGAACUCACCACAGAUCCAGCGGCACUUGCUGCUAAAGAGCGAGCUCGGAUCAUUCUGCAAAAUUCCUACAGCGAGGCUGUAACCACUGCACAACCCAUUGAUCGUCCUCUCCGAUCAGAAAGCCCAGAAGCCCGCACCGCCGCUGGCCAUGUUCGACGUCGAACGGAUAAAGUAACAAACGCUGAAGCACCUCCACCUUCAAGAUCCGAAACAAAAUCCUGCGCCAGGCAACCAGCUUCUAAGGGAAAGGGAAGGCAGAACAGAGGUUUAGGAAACGAUGGUGACAGCGACUCUGACGAGGACGAGAAAAAGUCCAAGAAAAGAGAGGACAAAGAUGGUGGAGGUGCAGUGAAGAAGCCCUUGACUAUUGUUGAUAUCGGCGGCGCUGGUCCAAGUGAUAGAACAUAUGGUGGUCUUUCUGCAGAAGAAAAGCAGGCGAUACAGCUUCGUCGCGCGAUAACAGCUAUGGAUCGACGGUGGGCAGCGUUUGAAUUGCACAAUCAAGAGUGCAAGCGGAGAUCUGAGGUGAGGAGUCCGGUGCUCAUCGCAAAGACUGGUUUGCCCUACGCUUGUCUUCGGCCACCAGAAGAUGCGCAACUCAACCAAUUGACGUUCGAGAAAUAUACCGAGGAGUACAAGAAAGACGCCCUAUUCGGUCAUAUAAGAGACCAGGUGGUUCAGGGCGAUGAAACGGAUAAAAUGAGGGUGAAUUCAUGGGGUGAUCAUCUGGAGGACGUACUGUUGUCUGUUGAAGAUGCGUUCAUUCGGCGAUGUUCAACUUUUGCUGGGCCAUCUACGGCAAGAGAAGACUCCAAAGUAACCCGGAUGUCGCUUAUGAUGAUGUGUAUACAAAAGAAAUUAUGGGAAGAGGUCAGCAAGUAUGGUUAUGAUGAAGGGCUAGAUGAGAGCAUAUCGGUUCCUCGAUUUGUGUCACGACACUGCCCUAGAGAAGGUAUGAUCGUCGACUUGCUGGCUGAACAGUAUUUUCGCAUAUUUUCCGAGGGUCUUUUGGAAGGAGUCGUCGCUCGAAGGCGUGGAUUGGAUAUUCCGACUUUGACAUUAAUGCAAGAACUCAAGAAUUCGAGACGCAAGGAGAACGAAUUGACCCUAGAAUAUAUGAGCUGGGCGAUCUCAGUUCUAGAUCAGACAGAGCUUGCUGAACGAUGCAAAAACUUGUUACGAGAUCAAACGAUCAAAAGUUUCCAAAUAUUCACAAAUUGCAGGCAGGAAUUUGUGGACGAUCCCGAUGACACUAGCAAUAAGAGUACUGUAUCUCUAUCGCUACUCAAAGGAAACAAGCUCGUCAACACCCAGCCUGUGUCAAUCGAAGAUUUGCGUCUAAUGGGCUGGCGUCACCAAGGGUCCCCCAGCGGAUUUUGGCGGUAUGAAGUGAGACAUGUAGCAAUACCAGUUGCGUGGCAGGAAUACUUAGGUAUGGAUGUUAAACUCACUGGUUCGCAGACCAUGUUUGAAGUAAUGUUGAAGGUAAGAAUGGAUGGGGAGGUGGUAGGAAUAUUCAGGCCUGAGUUGGAUCUCGAGUGGCACAAUAACUGGGACACGUUUUGUGAUUCUCUUAGAAGAGUAGACCCAUCUCCACGGUCUUGGGCUCUGUCUUAG